AUGGGUGUAACUUUUGGGUCAACUUGUGAUGAUUAUUUUAAACCGUGGAACUACCAAAAACGUUUGCAAGAUGUAAAACGUGUUGAAAAACACAAGAGUAAGCUUACCCCAAAGCAGAUAGUUGGCAGGACUAAGGUAACUCAGUUCAUUGCGACUCAAAAAUCUCACCAAGAAUUUGAACCUAUUUUAGGGCCUUUUAUAGACAAGGCUGUUGUAGAACCAUUACAUUUGGCAAACAAUAAUUGGGAAUUUUUAUUUACAGAAUUGUUCGCAUAUGUGAUAAAUUCAAAAACAGUUAUUCCAAGUAGUGCCAAAAAAAUAACAGAUUUACCCAAGAGGUGUUGUUUGAGAAAGUUUUUGUCAUGUUUAAAAAAGAAAGUAAAAGCAAACCGAUUGUACAACUCAAUCUUACGGUGGUUUAGAGAAGGUCGUAAAAGUGGCAUUGCUUUUCACUUCAGAUUCACUGGUCAAGAGACCGGAUUGAUGUGCAAUGGUUUUUCAUAA
This is a messenger RNA of Paramuricea clavata, 504 nucleotides long. NCBI's taxonomy places the organism in Eukaryota, Metazoa, Cnidaria, Anthozoa, Malacalcyonacea, Plexauridae. The record is from the annotation of a GenBank genome assembly.